CAGGUGGAAGUUAAUGAAGCUCAUCGCAUUGUUCGAGUCAUCUAGAGUAGAAGACCCUCGUGGCGAUGAUAGCAACUGUUCAGAUAUACAAAGCAGCAGUGAAUCGAGCAAUAUUUCGUCCCAGUACAGUAGUAACGAAGAAGAUUUCGGCGACAAUCCAACAUCUAGUGAACACAACAAAAGUCCGGAGCGAGACAUAUCUGUGUCAGACGGAGAUUUGCAAACCUGGUGAACAGCGUCUUUACAAGCGCUUGGUGGGGAGAAAAUUGUGACAAUGCUUACUCUUGAGAGAAUCUUCCAACGUCUUCUUCAAACACGGCAGUUGUGCCUUGCUCAUAGAGCCUUGGGAAAGGGUAGAAUGAACGGUGAUUGUAGUGAUCAUGGUAACGACGUACUGGACGAACUACUUGCUCAUCUAAAUUAGUUCCAGAGUGGGUAUACAUGUGUGGAGAUACUUGAUUCCCUGAAUCUCACUGCCAAAGAGAAGAAGGAGAUGGAUGUUGAAGCCUUUGCAAGACUUGACGCUGAUG
Dothidotthia symphoricarpi CBS 119687 is the source of this 530-nucleotide messenger RNA. RefSeq lists its product as uncharacterized. Lineage: Eukaryota; Fungi; Ascomycota; Dothideomycetes; Pleosporales; Dothidotthiaceae. The coding region runs from base 14 to 232 and encodes 72 amino acids. The record is from RefSeq and is a predicted model, not a curated record. The transcript has 3 exons.